Messenger RNA from Naegleria gruberi, 1179 nucleotides. RefSeq lists its product as uncharacterized. The transcript is spliced from 3 exons. Bases 1 to 1179 code for a protein of 392 amino acids. The record is from RefSeq and is a predicted model, not a curated record. Lineage: Eukaryota; Heterolobosea; Eutetramitea; Acrasida; Naegleriidae. Gene Ontology annotation, molecular function: carboxylic ester hydrolase activity.
AUGUUUCCACAACAGUCACACAAACUCAUACUCCUAUUGUCUUGCUGUUGCAGUCUCCUAUGGUUGGGAUCAUGUGUUGAGGGUGUCCUAUUCGAGGCCACUUCACCUCUCUUUACCUAUCGACAUGGCAGAUACUUGAGGGAGAAGGAUGCAAUUCUAUUUGAUUGGAGUGGAAUGAUUAUAUCAACCCAAUUUGUCUAUAAACAGGAUGUGAAUGCAACGAUGAACAUUUUGAAUGCAAUGGUUCAUUUCAAGAGUCAUCGACAUACUUAUAAUGUCUACUUGUGGAGAUUGAAUGAAAAUAAUGAAAGAGUUAAAUUGCUUCAACAUUCCUUGCUGGCUUGUAAUUUGACAGCAGAACACUUUGAGGUGAAUUUUAAUUGGCCAAAGGAUACGAUGAGUCAAUCCUAUACUAUUCAAAUGGAAUUGGAAAAGAGAACAGAGCCACAUCUUGGUAUUGUCUCCUUUUAUGGAAUAACCUUCACUCAAGCUGUUGCACCAGUCUCAAUAUCGAACACUGUCAAGAGAGCUAAUGAUUUGAAGAUUGAAUUUAUUGGAGAUUCAAUUACUUGUAAGCCUCCAUGUGGAUUUAGUCCUCUUACUGAGGAUGUUCACGAGAGUUUUGUUGAAAAAACUGCAAGAUAUCUGAAUGCAUCUGAUAUUCAUGUUCAAUGCUGGAGUGGCAAGGGAAUGGUCAGAAAUCAUGGUGAUAAGAAUACCACAAGUGCUGAACCAUUCUCAACCUAUUACCCAAGAACAUUGGCCAAUGAUCCAAAUAUUUUAUGGAAUUUCCAAAAGAUAUUUGUUCCUGAUAUUGUUGUCAUUACAUUGGGAACCAAUGAUUUCAGUACAGCUCCAAGACCUUCAUACGAAGAGUUCAGUGGGGCCUAUCAAAAAUUCCUUGACUAUGUCUUUUCACAGUAUGCUCCAGUUAAGGGACCUUCUUUCAAAGUUGUAAUGGUUAGUCUUGUAACUUUUGGAAAUUAUGGAGAUUACAUCCAACAAGUUGCUGAGAGACAACAAGGUUAUGGAAAGAAUCUAUUCUUUGCAAACUUGAGAGAUUUAUUACGUAAUUUCACACCUGAAGAUAAGGGAUGUGGAAUUCACCCAAGUGUUGCUGGAGAUGAAAAGAUGGCCAAAAUGUUGAGUGCUUUCAUUUCCCAAAAAGUAAUAAACUAG